UAUGAUGAAUUAAAAGGCGCUGGUAUUAAUGAAGAAAAAAUAAAAAGUCUAAAUCAACAAUUACAAACUGAGAAGGAAAAGAAUAAAGUUUUAGAGGGAAAAUUGAGUGUUUUGCCUCCGCCUAUAUCCAUAAAAGAAGAAAGUAUAAUAAAAAAGGUCAAGGAACUAUUAAAUUCCGCUAUCAAUCCUUUAAAACAAGAAAUCGAGGAAUUAUUGAAAAAACAAGCGGCAAAUAAUAGUUCUCUAAAUAAAUCCCCUACUGAAUUACCAACUGAUUAUGAAUUGAUAAAGGCUGAUAAAGAAGAAUUGCUUAAAAUCUUUGAAACUUUGAAAUUAAAAAUAUCAGAGAGUGAAGAAGAAAAAUAA
This is a messenger RNA of Funneliformis geosporum, 366 nucleotides long. NCBI's taxonomy places the organism in Eukaryota, Fungi, Glomeromycota, Glomeromycetes, Glomerales, Glomeraceae. The record is from the annotation of a GenBank genome assembly.